This is a messenger RNA of Cajanus cajan (pigeon pea), 2974 nucleotides long. RefSeq names its product auxin response factor 18. Gene Ontology annotation, biological process: regulation of DNA-templated transcription; response to hormone. Gene Ontology annotation, molecular function: DNA binding. The record is from RefSeq and is a predicted model, not a curated record. Lineage: Eukaryota; Viridiplantae; Streptophyta; Magnoliopsida; Fabales; Fabaceae. Gene Ontology annotation, cellular component: nucleus.
GCAUGAAUGAUGAUGGUAAAGCAAAGAAGAGACAAGUUUGAUUGUAUUACAUUUACAUGUGAAAAUGCGUUACUUUGUCAGCUUAUGACUUAUUGCAGGCACAAAGAGUGAGAAGUGAUUAGCAGUGUGACCAGUCCCCAGUCCAGGUAAUUUUAAUUUUAUAACUGGCUGACACCAUACAUACCGUCACAAUUACAAUUACAAUUACAAUUACCUGUGUUGUGUUUCGGAAACUAUUGCUCCUCUUUAUUGCAUCAUGUCAUAUCACCAUAAUUAUAACAAUUUUUAAUUUAUAGGCCUACAAUUAAUUAUUAAAUAGAGGAAACCCCUGCGUUGCCCUCACACACACACUCUGUCCCUUUCUUUCUCUCAGAUCUAAACCCAAAAAAUUCAGCUCAGGUCUUUCUAAUAUGUGACUCAACUCAACCUUUUGCUUUUCGUUAAUUCACUGAGAGACACGAAUAAAAUAAACACAAAACAUUAGCGUCAAGAGUGUUGUGAAUCGAUUCAAUGAAGGAAACAGACAAGACGUUGGAUCCGCAGCUGUGGCACGCCUGCGCCGGCGCCAUGGUUCAGAUGCCGCCAGUCAACUCCAAAGUAUUUUACUUUCCGCAGGGGCACGCCGAACACGCGCACUCCAACGUCGAUUUCACUUCCUCGCCGCUUCGGGUUCCGCCGCUUAUUCUCUGCCGCGUGGCCGCGGUCACCUUCCUCGCCGACCCCGACACCGACGAGGUCUUCGCGCGCCUCAGGCUCCUGCCGCUCCGGAGCACGGACCUCGACGCCGACGCCGACGACAACGACGCCGCCUCGGAGGCUUCGGAGAAGCCGGCGUCGUUCGCGAAGACGCUGACGCAGUCGGACGCGAACAAUGGCGGAGGGUUCUCCGUGCCGCGGUACUGCGCGGAGACGAUAUUCCCACGGCUGGACUACUCGGCGGAGCCGCCGGUGCAGACGGUGAUCGCGAAGGACGUGCACGGCGAGGUGUGGAAGUUCCGGCACAUUUACCGAGGGACGCCACGUAGGCACCUUUUGACGACGGGUUGGAGCAGUUUCGUGAACCAGAAGAAACUGGUGGCGGGGGACUCCAUCGUGUUUCUGCGAGCGGAUAAUGGUGAUCUCUGCGUGGGGAUUCGUCGGGCGAAGAGAGGUGGGGUUGGUGGGCCUGAGGUGGGGAGUGGUUGGAGCGGCGGCGGCGGUGGUGGGCUUGGGCCUUAUGGGGCCUUUUGUGCAUUCCUUAGAGAGGAGAGCAAAGGGGCGAGGAAUGGGAGUGGGAGGCCCAAAGUGAGUGCUGAGUCUGUGAGAGAGGCUAUUAUGUUGGCUGCUGGGAAUCAAGCUUUUGAGGUUGUUUAUUACCCUCGUGCCAGUACUCCUGAGUUUUGUAUUCGCACUUCCGCUGUGAGAGCGGCUUUGAGGAUUCAGUGGUGCUCUGGGAUGAGGUUUAAGAUGCCCUUUGAGACUGAGGAUUCUUCCCGGAUUAGCUGGUUCAUGGGGACCAUAGCUUCUGUUCAGCUUCUUGAUCCCAUUCGCUGGCCUAAUUCCCCUUGGAGGCUUCUUCAGGUUACUUGGGACGAGCCAGAUUUGCUGCAUAAUGUGAAGCGUGUAAGCCCAUGGUUGGUUGAGUUGGUAUCCAACGUGCCGAUCAUCCAUCUGGCACCCUUCUCUCCACCAAGGAAGAAGCUUAGGUUUCCACAGCACCCAGAGUUUCCCCUUGACGUUCAAUUUCCAAUACCAACGUUUUCAGGCAACCCCCUUGGGUCUAGCGCUAGCAGCCCCUUGUGUUGUCUAUCUGAUAAUGCUCCUGCAGGCAUACAGGGAGCCAGGCAUGCUCAAAUUGGAAUAUCUUUGUCAGAUCUCCACCUUAACCUUAACCAUAAGCAGCUGCAGUUGGGUUUCCUUCCAACGAACUUUCGCCAGCUUGAUUUGCACACUGGGAUUUCUAAUGGAAACAUCACCAACCAUGGUAAGAGUAGAGAAAGUCUAUCAUGCUUGCUGACCAUGGGAAAUUCAAACAAGAGUUUGGAGAAAUCUGAUCAUGUGAAGAGACACCAAUUUUUGCUUUUUGGUCAACCGAUACUCACCGAGCAACAAAUUGCUAGAAAGUCUUCUAGUGAUGUGUUGUCUCAAAAUUGUACCGCCACGGAUGAUGAGAAUAAGGAGAAGGGGUUUCUUAGUGACUCCCAGUCUUCAGUUUCACCGGGAAAGUCGUCUUCCACUGCCGAAUUCUCUUGGCAACUCGGUUCGGACACCAGCAGUCAUUGCAAGGUUUUCAUGGAGUCAGAAGAUGUAGGACGGACCCUUGAUUUGUCCUGUCUUGGUUCUUAUGAAGAAUUGUACAUGAGACUGGCCAACAUGUUUGGAAUACAACGGUCUGAGAUGUUGAGUCAUGUUCUCUACCGCGAUGCAACCGGUGCUCUUAAGCAAACCGGAGAAGAGCCCUUCAGUGAAUUCAUGAAGACAGCAAAAAGAUUGACAAUUCUGACGGAUUCAAGCAGCAAAGAUAGAAGGGUCUGGAUCACAGGAACUCGGAAUGCUGAACAUGGAUUGGAUGCAUCAAAUAAGACAGGUCCUCUGAGUAUAUUUGCAUAAUAUGGUGUGGCAUGAUAGCAUCUGAGACAUUGUUUUUAGAUGUGAGAAGUUGAAGGACAUAGUUAUUACUCUGUUAGAAAAUGUUGAAGUCUUUGGUUUCGAGCUCCAAGUGUAGAGAAUAAUGAUUUUUCUUGUAUAAUGGACAAUUGCUAUUCUAAUAUUAAUUAAUUAAUGAACCCAGAUUUGGUUCUGCCCCGUCUGUUCUUCACUUGUUCUGGGAAAUUUUGAGUAUAGUCUGGGGAGUGUGAUCGAUCACACAGGGAAACUGUGGUCAAGAGUUCAAGCCACGCUCUGCCAUUUGUUGGUGUCAUGGUUAGUGUAUUUACGUGAUGAGGACUUUUGUAAGAAUUUUUUAAAGCAUGGUGACAAGGAUAAUUUCACAUUA